GUGACUUUAACCCGUUGAUUAUUUUCUACUAACAUAAAGACAUUGGCACCCUUUAUUUUCGGUGCCUGAGCAGGUAUAGUUGGUACAGCCUUGAGCUUAUUAAUCCGAGCAGAACUAAGUCAACCUGGCACUCUUUUAGGGGACGACCAGAUUUAUAAUGUAAUUGUUACAGCACAUGCUUUUGUUAUGAUCUUCUUUAUAGUCAUACCUGUAAUAAUUGGGGGGUUCGGUAACUGACUUGUACCCUUAAUAAUUGGAGCCCCAGACAUAGCAUUCCCACGAAUAAAUAAUAUAAGUUUUUGACUACUACCCCCCUCAUUACUACUUCUCCUAGCAUCAUCAGGCAUUGAAACAGGAGCAGGAACUGGCUGAACCGUUUAUCCCCCAUUAGCUAGCAACCUAGCCCAUGUGGGCGCAUCAGUAGACUUAACUAUUUUCUCCUUACAUCUAGCUGGAGUAUCUUCAAUCCUUGGGGCUAUCAAUUUUAUUACUACAGCUAUUAAUAUAAAAUCCCCAACAAUAUCACAAUACCAAACUCCCUUAUUCGUUUGAUCAGUAGUUAUUCAGCCGUACUAUUAUUACUUUCACUACCAGGGGUUAGCCCGCCAGGCAUUUACAAUAUUACUCACAGACCGAAACCUGAAUACUACCUUUUUUGAUCCUUCUGGAGGAGGAGAUCCUAUCCUAUAUCAACAUUUAUUCUGAUUCUUCGGUCACCCAGAAGUUUACAUCCUCAUCCUCCCUGGGUUUGGCAUAAUCUCCCAUGUAGUAACGUACUAUGCUAAUAAAAAAGAACCAUUCGGCUAUAUAGGAAUAGUAUGAGCAAUAAUAUCAAUUGGUUUCCUAGGAUUCAUUGUAUGGGCCCAUCAUAUGUUCACUGUAGGUAUAGAUGUAGACACACGAGCCUACUUUACAUCAGCUACAAUAAUUAUUGCUAUCCCGACAGGAGUAAAAGUAUUUAGCUGAUUAGCCACAUUACACGGAGGCCUCAUUAAAUGAGACGCUGCUAUACUAUGAGCCCUAGGUUUUAUUUUCCUAUUUACAAUUGGAGGCUUAACAGGUAUCGUUUUAGCCAACUCAUCAUUAGACAUUGUAUUACACGACACAUACUACGUCGUAGCCCAUUUCCACUAUGUAUUAUCAAUAGGAGCUGUAUUUGCUAUUAUAGCAGGUUUUACCCAUUGAUUCCCACUUUUCUCUGGUUAUUCACUACACCAAACCUGAACCAAAGUACAUUUUGGGGUGAUAUUUGCAGGUGUAAAUAUAACAUUUUUCCCACAACACUUCCUAGGGCUAGCGGGUAUACCACGACGCUAUUCUGACUACCCAGAUGCCUAUACCCUAUGAAACACCAUCUCAUCUAUCGGAUCAUUAAUCUCCCUAAUUGCAGUAAUCAUAAUAAUAUUCAUUAUCUGAGAAGCAUUCUCAUCAAAACGAAAAGUUACAAUAAUUGAACUCACAACCACCAACGUAGAAUGACUUCACGGAUGCCCCCCUCCAUAUCACACCUAUGAAGAACCCACCCAUGUACAAAACACAAGA
Pelodiscus sinensis (Chinese soft-shelled turtle) is the source of this 1542-nucleotide messenger RNA. Lineage: Eukaryota; Metazoa; Chordata; Testudines; Trionychidae. The record is from the annotation of a RefSeq genome assembly.